UGCCGCCGCAGAGCUACCGCCCCCUCGCCGCCUGGCAGCUUCUUAGAGAAUCCGGGCCGCGGCGGUGUCGGGUUGCACUGAUGAUCCCCGGCAGGCGGCGGCGGCAGAGGCGGCGGGAGGAUGACCUCUCCCCGAGAGCGGGGUGCCGACCUGGCCCGUUUCUACACUGUCACCGAUCCCCAGCGACACCCGAGGGGCUACACGGUGUAUAAGGUCACCGCCCGGGUUGUUUCACGAAGAAAUCCGGAGGAUGUCCAGGAGAUAAUUGUGUGGAAGAGAUAUAGUGACUUUAAGAAACUACACAAAGAACUAUGGCAAAUUCACAAAAACUUAUUCCGACGUUCAGAAUUGUUUCCUCCAUUUGCUAAAGGAAUAGUGUUUGGACGAUUUGAUGAAACUGUUAUUGAAGAGAGGAGACAGUGUGCUGAAGAUCUGCUACAGUUCUCUGCCAAUAUUCCUGCUCUUUAUAACAGUAAACAGCUUGAAGAUUUUUUCAAGGGUGGAAUAAUCAAUGAUGGUUCUGAAUUGAUUGGUCCCGUUGAAGCUUAUUCGGAUUCCCUCAUUGAUAGCUUUCCUGAAUGUACGACAGAAGGCUUCUCCAGUGACAGUGAUCUAAUAUCUCUUACUGUUGAUGUGGAUUCUCUUGCUGAGUUGGAUGAUGGAAUGGCUUCCAAUCAAAAUUCUCCCAUUAGAACUUUUGGUCUCAGUCUUUCUUCGGAUUCUUCAGCACUAGGGGCUGUUGCUUCUGACAGUGAACAGAGUAAAACAGAAGAAGAACGGGAAAGUCGUGGCCUCUUUCCUGGCAGUUUAAAAUCCAAGCUUGGCAAGAGAGAUUAUUUGGAGAAAGCAGGAGAAUUAAUAAAGCUGGCUUUAAAAAAGGAAGAAGAAAAUGACUAUGAAGCUGCUUCUGAUUUUUAUAGGAAGGGAGUUGACUUACUCCUAGAAGGUGUUCAAGGAGAGUCAAGCCCUACUCGUCGAGAAGCUGUGAAGAGAAGAACCGCAGAAUAUCUCAUGCGAGCAGAGAGUCUCUCUAGCCUUUAUGUGAAACCUCAACUUGAUUAUGUAUCUCAGCCUCCAGGAUCACUAAGUUCAAGGCCCCCUUGGAACCUAAGGAGCCCUGCCGAGGAGCUGAAGGCCUUCAGAGUCCUUGGGGUGAUUGACAAGGUUUUACUUGUAAUGGACACAAGGACAGAACAGACAUUCAUUCUAAAAGGUCUAAGGAAAAGCAGUGAAUACAGCAGGAACAGAAAGACCAUCAUCCCCCGCUGUGUGCCCAACAUGGUGUGUCUGCACAAGUACAUCAUUUCUGAGGAGUCGGUAUUUCUUGUGCUGCAGCAUGCGGAAGGUGGCAAACUCUGGUCAUAUAUCAGUAAGUUUCUAAACAGAAGUCCUGAAGAAAGCUUUGACAUCGAAGCAGUGAAAAAAUCUUCACUUGCUAAAGUUCAGCUGCAACAGCCAACAUCUAGUCCUCAGGACAGCAGCAGCUUUGAAUCCAGAGAAAGUGAUGGUGGAGCCAUGCUUAAAGUUCUGCCUUUGAAGACCAGUCUUACUCCAAGCUCUCAAGAUGAUAGCAACCAAGAUGAUGAUGGGCAAGACAGCUCUCCAAAAUGGCCAGAUUCUGGCUCAAGUUCAGAAGAAGAAUGUACUACUAGUUAUUUAACAUUAUGCAAUGAAUAUGGGCAAGAAAAGAUUGAACCAGGGUCUUUGAAUGAGGAGCCUUUCAUAAAGACUGAAAGGAAUGAUGUUGAUACCAAAGCUAUAGAAAACUUCCCAGCCCACCUUGCUGCUGACAGUGAGAGCCCCAGCACACAGCUGACAGCCCACGAGCUGAAGUUCUUUCCUGAGGAUGAUGGCCUGGAAGCAGUUAGUUCUCCAAGAACAUCAGAUUCCCUCAGUAGAUCUAAAAACAGCCCCAUGGAAUUCUUUAGAAUAGAUAGUAAGGAUAGCACUAGUGAACUCUUAGGACUUGAUUUUGGAGAAAAAUUGUAUAGUCUAAAGUCAGAACCUUUGAAACCAUUCUUCACUCUUUCUGAUGGAGACAGCACUUCCAGGAGUUUUAGUACUAGUGAAAGCAAGGUAGAGUUUAUAGCUCAUGACACCAUUAGCAGGGGCUCAGAUGACUCAGUCCCGGUUAUUUCUUUUAAAGAUGCUGCUUUUGAUGAUGUCAGUGGUACUGACGAAGGAAGGCCUGAUCUUCUUGUAAAUCUACCUGGUGAAUUGGAGCCAAUGAAAGAUGGUGCAGCAAUGGGACCUACUAAGUUCACACAGACUAAUAUAGGCAUAAUAGAAAGUAAACUGUUGGAAACCCCUGAUGUUUUAUGCCUCAGGCUUAGUACUGAACAGUGCCAAGCACGUGAAGAAAAAGGCACAGAGGAACUGAGUGAUCCCUGUGGGCCUAAAUCCCAUAGUAUCACAGAGAAACACUACGCACAGGGAGAUCUUGGGAUGUUAUUUGUAGCAGCUGAUGAUCAUAGUAAUGCGGGAGACAUGUCUUUGUUACACAGUUCAGAUCCUAAGUUUCAAGGACUUAGCUUGGUUGCAUCGGCAGUAACAACAAACAACGCAAAAGAAAGCUUAUUCCAUAUUUCUGACCCACUCUCAGGUGCUAAUGAAUAUAAUGUAAAUACAGACACUUUAAAAACUGAAGAAGUAUUGCUGUUUACAGAUCAAACUGAUGAUUUGGCUAAAGAGGAGCCGACUGUAUUUCAGAGAGACUCUGAGACUAAGGCAGAGAGUGGGUUAGCACUAGAAGGAGACAAGGAAAUACAUCAGAUUUUUGAGGACCUUGAUAAAAAAUUAGCACUAAACUCCAGGUUUUACAUCCCAGAGGGCUGUAUUCAAAGAUGGGCAGCUGAAAUGGUGGUAGCCCUUGAUGCUUUACAUAGAGAGGGAAUUGUGUGCCGCGAUUUGAACCCAAACAACAUCUUAUUGAAUGAUAGAGGACACAUUCAGCUAACGUAUUUUAGCAGGUGGAGUGAGGUUGAAGAUUCCUGUGACAGCGAUGCCAUAGAGAGAAUGUACUGUGCCCCAGAGGUUGGAGCAAUCACGGAAGAAACUGAAGCCUGUGAUUGGUGGAGUUUGGGUGCUGUCCUCUUUGAGCUUCUCACUGGCAAGACUCUGGUUGAGUGCCAUCCAGCAGGAAUAAAUACUCACACUACUUUGAACAUGCCAGAAUGUGUCUCUGAAGAGGCUCGCUCACUCAUUCAACAGCUCUUACAGUUCAACCCUGUGGAGCGUCUUGGUGCUGGAGUUGCUGGUGUUGAAGAUAUCAAAUCUCAUCCAUUUUUUACCCCUGUGGAUUGGGCAGAACUAAUGAGAUGAACAUAAUGCAGGGUUCUCUGCACACGUUCUGAUCUUCUCUAUGACAGGCGUCUCCAGCACAGAGGUAGCUCUGCCUUACACUCAGUUAUGGGGCACCAAGCAUUGGGAUGAAGAUCUUUAGAGGAAAUGGAGAAAGAAAAAGCCUGAGAGAGAACAAUUCCUUUACAGUUACUGUCUGGACAAGAUAUUGGCUACAUUUGCAAGGGGCUGUUAUGUACAAACCUUUAACUGAGGUGUGAUCUUUAUUUUAUCUGCAUUUAGUGUUGCAGGUGAGUUGUAAACCCAACUAAAAGAAGAAUGCCCUUCAAGACCUUCCUCUGAUAUGAAGCUCCAAGUGUAGAAUGAAGUGUUACUUGAAAGGAGGACCUUUACAUGGCAGCUGACAGUGCUUUCCGCUAACCAAGAUUGGUUUAAUAUGAUCAAAUUAAUAUUUGCUGAAUAAUAUACUAAAAGUGCUUCAUGAAUAAUGUCAUCUAUGGAGCUUAAAAAGUGAGAAAAAAAGAAUAUACACAUCAUGUCUGAUAGGAAAACUGAACCACGAUGCUAUAUAAUUAAUGUAUGUCGAAUAUGGUCCCAUAGUCAUUCUUUCUGAAGUCCACGUGAGAAGAAAGCACUUCAUGUUGUCAACUUUGUACUUUGUUGGUUGAUACUACUAACAGAAGGGUUCAUAUGAACACUCUCUCUCUCUCUCUCUCUCUCUCUCUUCAUCUUUAUUUUUUCACUUUCUACACCCUUUGUCUAUUCUGUCAUAUUCUGUUCUUCCUACCCCUAUUAAUACAUAUGCAACAAAAAAGGGAAGGGAGUAUUUAUUUCCCCAAAUUGUAUCAACUUAAUAAGAACUAAAGAAUCAUGUAAAAUAAACGUGGUAAAAAUUUAAAUCUCUCUUUCAUUUAAUUGCUUAAGAUUUUUUUUCUUUUUUUUCAAAGGCCUCUCUUCCUUUCAUUUUGGAAUGUUAGCAAUUUCUGCUUCUUAUUAUGCUUGACUUCAUUUUAGCUUUUUGGCUUAGUAUCCUAAGAACCAAAGGAUCUCAUCUAAAUGGGAUUGAAUGGCAAUCCUAUUUUAUUAUGUAUUGACAGGAUUUCCAGAUUUGACCUCCUAAUCUACUUGACGUUGUAUAGAAAGAACAUGAGUAUUUAUACAUCUCCCAACAUUUGUAUUCGUUAUUUCUUUCUGUUGCUAAGAUAGCUCCUGUAGUCAUGCAUUGUUUACAACAAUUUACAAAAUUUGUAAGUUAAUGUCUGUUUUUUAAACUUUAUCCAAAGAAGAAAGAAUAAGUCACCAUUUUCAAGUUAGGAGCCACAACAUAAUGA
This is a messenger RNA of Balaenoptera acutorostrata (minke whale), 4631 nucleotides long. It is a transcript of the gene RPS6KC1, whose product is annotated as ribosomal protein S6 kinase C1. Lineage: Eukaryota; Metazoa; Chordata; Mammalia; Artiodactyla; Balaenopteridae. The transcript has 15 exons. Gene Ontology annotation, biological process: protein phosphorylation. Gene Ontology annotation, molecular function: protein kinase activity; phosphatidylinositol binding; ATP binding. Bases 121 to 3321 code for a protein of 1066 amino acids. Gene Ontology annotation, cellular component: early endosome. The record is from RefSeq and is a predicted model, not a curated record.